Molecule: messenger RNA, 402 nt
Organism: Marasmius oreades (fairy-ring Marasmius)
Lineage: Eukaryota; Fungi; Basidiomycota; Agaricomycetes; Agaricales; Marasmiaceae
Exons: 1
Coding region: 1-402 (133 amino acids)
Source: RefSeq, a predicted model, not a curated record
AUGACCGGAAUUUCAUUAUCACGCGUCGGCGACCCGCCCUAUAAGAGUGCAGACAUAACCGCACCUCAUUCAUCUACGGACGAUCCGGAACCAGGAUUGAAAGUGUCGUCUAACUACACCCGUAUCGUUCGGGAAAAGGGACCCAUCAAAGAGAUAUUUGUUAUUGACCACAGAAUUCAGUUGCACGAACGUCUUCUACCUCCUCUCAAUGAAGCAGAGAGGAGUGCAGAAGGUGGGAGAAGCAAUCUUUUUGUUAAAACGAAAAGCGGAAAGGUGGAUGUGGACAUCUUCAUCGCGACGGACAGUCCAAGUCCAAAGCCGAAUCGGAAACAUCGGACCUCCAGCUUUGCAACCGUAACAAAAAAGGUCAACUUGGUGGUAGAAUCUGAGCGUGGAGUGUAG